UUCAUACUAGCUAGGCUGCUGCUUCUUCUUCUUCUUCUUCUUCUUCUUCUUCUUCUCAACAGACAAGAGGAGACGCAAGUCUGCUAUGGAGAUUUCCUUGAGAAUGAAUCCAAAGAUUGCAACAAUAUUGGUUCCAAAGCCACAGUACAAAACAAGGUCUGGGAGAAAGGCUUAUGAUCAUGACUUCAAAACUAUAUCGUGUAGAGCGAAUGAGUUAGCCAUGAAGAAAAAGAACAUGACUAACUUUUAUGAAGUUCUUUGUCUUGGUUCUGUGAAUGUUGGGCACGACGAGAUAAAGAAAGCCUACAGAAAUUUGGCUCUUCAAUGCCACCCAGAUGUGUGUCCUCCCUCUGCAAAAGAAGAGUCGACAAGACGUUUUGUUGAGCUUCAGAAGGCUUACGAGACACUUUCUAAUCCAAUUUCACGCAAGAUGUACGAUUACCAAUUGGGUUUGGUCAAAUCGAUGGGGACUGGAGAUGAGGGAGGAGUUUAUAGAGAAGAAAGCAAGUCCAGAUUUUCCAAGGAAGUAUGGGAAAUCCAGCUCUCUGGUCUAAAGAAGAGGUCUCAGGUCCGGAUGGAGAGGAAGAAAUACGCAUACAUGUAGAGAUCAGGGUACUACGUAGUACUGAUCAUACAUUUUUUUUUCUAUAAUUUAUUUUAUCUACGGAUUGACAAUACUACUGCAUUAAUAUUCAUCAUAGUUUAUAAUUAGAUCGUGGAAAAAUAAAUUAUGUAGCUUCAUUUUUAAAUCGAUCCUCGACUAUAUA
Molecule: messenger RNA, 767 nt
Organism: Juglans regia (Persian walnut)
Lineage: Eukaryota; Viridiplantae; Streptophyta; Magnoliopsida; Fagales; Juglandaceae
Product: chaperone protein dnaJ 20, chloroplastic-like
Exons: 1
Coding region: 86-604 (172 amino acids)
Cellular component (GO): chloroplast
Source: RefSeq, a predicted model, not a curated record